GAAAGGCCAGUUGAAGAUACAGGAAUAUGAUCUCCAUGCUAUGAAACAAAGCCUUUAUAAAGAGCAGGCAUGGUACAAGAAACUACAGGAAGAGAAGGACACUGUGGUCACCCAGCUUCACAGCCAGAUCCGGCAGCUUCAGCACGACCGAGAGGAAUUCUACAACCAGAGCCAGGAAUUACAGACUAAGCUGGAGGACUGUCGUAAUAUGAUAGCUGACCUGCAGUCUGAGGUGAAGCAAGCUAACAACAAGGUGUGCAACACUGAGCUCAAACUCAGUCAGGUGUCUCAAAAGCUGUCAAACAGCGAGUCUGUACAGCAUCAGAUGGAGUUCCUGAACAGACAGCUUCUGAUCCUUGGGGAGGUGAAUGAGCUUUAUGUGGAACAGUUGCAGCAUAAAAACACUAAUGCCGAUAAGGAAGUGGAGAUGUUGCAGGUCUCCUUUAAGAAGGAACUGGAGAAGGCUCGUUGUAUGAUGGCUCAGCAAAGUCAGAGGCUGGAGAGCACCCAAAAAAAAAUAAUGGAGCUGGAGGCACAGCUGGCCAAAAAGGAACUGCUCUUCCAAGAACAGAAGAAGUUUCUGGAAGAUAUCAAAGUCAAGAACCGAGGGCAGUUACAAGCGGUGGAGAGCAAGUACAAUGCUCAGAAAAAAAUAAGCCAGUCUUUUGAGAGAGAAAUCCUGUCUCUGUACUGCCAGCUGGAGAGGGAAGGUCUGUUGAAGAAACGGAUGGAAGAGAAAGCAGAAACUGCAGAAGUUGCAGAAGAAAGACAUGAUGUGGAUUGCCCAGCAGUUUCCAGUCCUGAUGAUUCCAUCAGAGAAGAGCUGAAUGGUAGCAAUGAUGCCAACCCUUCCAUGCACACCAGUGUCUUAAGCAGCGGAGGAAGCAGUCGCAGUGGAAGCAGUCGCAGUGGAAGCAGUCGCAGUGGAAGCAGUCGCAGUGGAAGC
Staurois parvus is the source of this 946-nucleotide messenger RNA. The record is from the annotation of a GenBank genome assembly. NCBI's taxonomy places the organism in Eukaryota, Metazoa, Chordata, Amphibia, Anura, Ranidae.